AUGAGAGACUGCGUAUGCAACACGUUGAUGAACCGGCGAUUCCGUAGUCUCCUGCGCCACUAUUUCGACUACGACGCCGAUGACAACGGACUCUCCCCUAGAGAGGUUCUCGCUAAGCUUGACAGCGUCUGCAAAGCCAUCCAGGGCUCCUUCAUCCUCCACAUUCUAGUUGCUAUCUUCGUCCCGGGGGGGCUUGCUAUGAUGUGGACUUUCUUUCCGAUGGAGCCCGGCGGUAGUGGUGGAGCCCGAUGGUGGUGGUGGAGCCCGGGUUGA
Messenger RNA from Colletotrichum destructivum, 273 nucleotides. RefSeq lists its product as uncharacterized. The coding region runs from base 1 to 273 and encodes 90 amino acids. The record is from RefSeq and is a predicted model, not a curated record. The transcript has 2 exons. NCBI's taxonomy places the organism in Eukaryota, Fungi, Ascomycota, Sordariomycetes, Glomerellales, Glomerellaceae.